UCUUCUACUGUUUGUGUGUAUCGACGUCCCCUGUCCAGCCCUGUUUCCGUUCUUUUUAACAGUAAAAUUGUAUUUUGUGAAGAUGUCGGAGGAUCUGCGGUCAGAACUGGAGAAAUAUCUUCAGACGUUAAACAUCCAGACGACCUGCGUGGAGCACCCGCCGGUGUUCACGGUGGAGGAGAUGAUGCCUUACCUGGAGCAGGUGAGCGGAGCCGUCAGUAAGAACCUCUUCCUGAAGGACAAGAAGAAGAAAGGCCUGUGGUUGGUGUCGGCCCGCCACGACCGCCAGGUGAACCUCAACGAACUCGCCAAGAAGCUCGGCGUCGGCAGCGGCAACCUGCGCUUUGCUGACGAGGCGGCCAUGUUGGAAAAACUCAAGGUGGGUCAGGGUUGUGCGACGGCUCUCGCUCUGCUCUUCGAUAAGGACCGCAGUGUGAAGUUCGUCCUGGACCGAGACCUGGUUGAAGGAGGCCACCAGAUGGUUUACUUCCACCCCAUGACCAAUGCCGCCACCAUGGGCCUCCGACCCGAAGACCUGCUGCUCUUCCUCAAGGAGACGGGACACGAACCGAUACUGGAGAACUUCGAGUAGGACGAGACCUGGACCUGGACCUGGACCUGGACCUGGACCUGGAUCUGGACCUGGACCUGGAUCUGGAUCUGGACCUGGAACUGAACCUGGAACUGAAAAUGGGACAAAGGCAGCCUAAAGGCACCAGACUUGGAAAUAAACUUGUGCAUUAUAUUGGAGGAGGAUGUGAAGAUUUGCUGCAGAUUGGACCAACAGCUCAGUUUAAAGAUUCAAAAGGUUCAAAGAUUCAAAAUUACAUUUUUAAUAUAUUAAAAUCAAGCAAACACUUUAAAAAGUCUUCAUGUCACAAAUCCAAAUUAUGCACCUUAAAAUGAGACACUGAUCAGCUUCUCUUUAAAACUAUUUAAUGUUCACUGAGUUUCCAUUGAUCAUUUCUCAGUCGGGAAGACAAACUGUAUAUUUUAGAUCUAUUGCUUUAAUAUUCUGUAUGUCUUCUGCAUUAUUUUAUAUAAAAUUCAUUCAACAUUCUCCCUGAAAUGUUUGUUUUUUUAACCUUCAUUUAGUUUUUAAUUUGGUUUUAAAUGCAGUUUUGAACAACUCUUUCCUACAGCGCCACCCUCAGGAUACUAGUUCACACAUUUCUGACAACAUCAACAAAAACUAAACCCUAUAAACUUUGUGAAGCUUUUCUUUAGUUGAUUACAUAAAUGUGCCUAAUAAUGUGGUCAUGCAGUGUGCAGUAUAUGCAGCCUAAUGACCAGCUAAACUCUUUUGGUUCACUGAGGCAUCAUUGUCAAACACAAUCCUGCUACAAAAUCUGCUGAAGGAGUUUCAUACAGUAAUUAACCCAGCAGGGAGUUGAAAAGGUGAAUUAUUUUUCACAAAUUGCCAAAAUUACACUAACUGAGCCACAAACUGUAAAAAUAGAAUCAUCAGUGUUUUUUACUUUCCAGCGUAGCUUUUUAUUGGGAAACUCAACCAAAUGUGAAGUAUUUCAUCAAAAUCACUUUAUUCUACAUGUCUCAUUUUAAAAAAACACUGAAAAUUACUUGUUUGCUCAAAACAGAUUUUGAUGAACUGGUACAACAUGUUUCCAAGUGUCUACAGGUGUUACCCAUAGAGGGAAAUGCUUCAGAUAGUUUUAUUUGGUUUCUGCUCUGGAUAAAAACCUCCUACAGUUCAGCCUUAAAGUCCCUGAAUUUUUUCCAUGUGAUUGUUGAUCACAGAUCAGUCAUUAAUGGCUUCAUAGUUGCACUGAGAUGUGCAGAAUUUUUUGUUUUUUUUACAAAAUGUGGUUGAUAAAAAGCAUUUGUUUUUGGUGCACUUUGAAAUGAGACAUGUGGAAUAAAUAUUGUCUGAUUUUAAGCUUAGAUUUGAGUUUUACAAUGGAACGUCACAGAUGAGAAGUUCAAGGACUGUCAGAAAGUUGAAAAUCAGAUGAUUGUUCUUGUUUUUAUACUUUUGGGAUCUGAUUAAAAGGGUUAGGGUUAGGGCAAUUUUGGCAAUAUUGUUAUGAUCCUGCUCCAGCCCCUGCCUUUCUUUCCCCUUCUUCCUCUUUUUCCUCCUUUCUCCCUUGAGUCCUGAUUUGUUUCUGCUUUGACCUGUCUCUCUUUGGUUCCCUCUGUCUGUCCGUCUUGUUUAACCACCAACUUCCAGAUUCCCUGUGUCAGCCUACCUUGCCCCAUUAGUCCUGUCCCACACUGGUUUUGUAAGUACUUUGUUUGUUGCAUAGUUUAGUUUAUCCCAGUUUGGUUUUUGUAAUUUAGCUGUGAGUUUUUGUAGGUUUUGGAAUGUAGUUUAUUCUAGAAUUAGAUUUGGUUUAGUUUUUCCUAGUUGUUUUCUCUUUCCUGUAUUGGUUUAGUUUUUUGUUUGGGCUAAUUAAAGACCUGUUUCUGUUGC
This is a messenger RNA of Amphiprion ocellaris (clown anemonefish), 2431 nucleotides long. RefSeq names its product prolyl-tRNA synthetase domain containing 1 (gene prorsd1). Gene Ontology annotation, molecular function: aminoacyl-tRNA deacylase activity. Bases 83 to 592 code for a protein of 169 amino acids. The record is from RefSeq and is a predicted model, not a curated record. The transcript is spliced from 4 exons. Lineage: Eukaryota; Metazoa; Chordata; Actinopteri; Pomacentridae.